UAAUUUUAAUGUAUUAUCACCUGUCUGUGAAGUAUAACUAAGACAUGUAAUGGGCAGCUAUUAAGUAGCAUGUUAAGAGAACGAGAUUUUGAAAUUAUUUACAAAAUGUGGGUGUUCAAACGUUAUCGGUCCUUAUGAACUAAUAUUAAAUCUUUGGUUCAAAAUUAUGCGCUGACAGCAUGUCGGAUACCUCUUCACGAUAAAAGAUGCUGUUACCUUUUUUCUGAUGUGAUUGAGCUAUUUAGAUUAAUUAUUCGUGUUUUAUCAUGUUCUAACUGUGAAAAGUAGCUUUGAUUGGGUGAUUCGUUUUACUAUUCAUUGAACAGUUGGACACGUCAAAUAGUGCAAGGAAUUUAAUGGAAAUUCAUCGUUGUCGUCAACUAAUGGAUAUUUUUCAAUUAAAAGAAUAUUAAAUCAAUAUAUGAUAUACGAAUUAUAAAAGACAACCGAUCCUUUAAUGAUGUAUACUUUAUUGUGGAAAGUUGAAAAUUAAUUCAUAUUUUUAAUAACAUUGCAUUUUCUACACUGAUUCAAGGAACUCGGGGAAAAUGUCACUAACUAUUUGCCUGUAUUGAACCAGGAAUGAGUUAUUACCUUAAAAGUUUAAGAAAUGCCAGCGUUGGCUAUUCUAAUUUCAUCUUUUUUCGUCAUUUGUCUUGGACGAGUCCCAGAUGAGCAAAAGUUACUGGAAGUUUUGUUAAAAGACUACAACCCAGGUGCAAGACCCGUAUUCAACGCUUCUCAUAUAUUAUUGGCUAAAUUUGGAUUAACACUCAUUCAGAUCUCAGACAUGGAUGAAGUAAACCAGGUAUUGACAACUAACGUUUGGCUAGAACAGGAAUGGAUUGAUGAAAGACUAGUGUGGGACCCCGCUGAUUACAAUGGUCUAGAAAUACUAAGGAUGCCAUGUGAAAAAAUAUGGCUGCCAGAUAUAGUACUGUAUAACAGUGCUGACGACUUCACCUCAGGUUACAUGCAGAGUAAAGCUAUGGUAUCGUGUAAUGGAACAGUUUUCUGGCCACCGCCUGCAAAAUUUAGAAGUUCAUGUAAAAUUGAUAUAACAUUUUUCCCUUUUGACGAUCAAACAUGUGUAAUGAAAUUUGGAUCGUGGACUUAUGAUGGAUUUCAGGUUGAUUUAACAAACCGUUCAACCUUUGUAGAUUUAUCUAACUAUGUGUACAGCGGAGAAUGGGAACUUCUUGAUAUACGAGUUGUCCGAAAUGAAGUAUACUACGCAUGUUGUCCGGUACCGUAUCCGGACGUUACAUUUACUAUAGUUAUACGUCGAAAAACAUUAUACUAUUUAUUUAAUAUAAUAUUUCCUUGUUUGUGGCUGUCUAUACUGAGUUUGUUAGGUUUUUGGUUGCCACCAGAUUCAGGAGAGAAAAUUACGCUUGGAAUAACCGUUCUUUUGGCGUUUUCUGUAUUCAUGUUACUUAUUGCAGAAAAUAUGCCAGCAACAUCUGAGUUUGUUCCAUUAAUUGGAAUAUAUUUGACCUGCACAAUGGGAAUGACCUCCAUGUCUAUCAUUCUUACAGUGUUUGUUCUUCAGUUACACCAUGUUGGACCACACCAAAGACCAGUUCCAAAAUGGCUUCGAAUAAUCUGCUUCAAUUUUCUUGGAAAGAUUAUGUGUUUGCGACCUCCGAGACCGUUGAAUGGACUUCAUUGUCACUAUCCACAAAAUGAUAUUUAUCUAGCGCAGUUUUACGAGGACAUUACAGGAAAUAAUUGCAAUGGAAGUAUUCCUAACUUUCGUAACAAUGGUAACUACAGUACUGAGAAGGACGCCAAUCAUGUUCACGAAAAAAUAGCAUCGGAAGUAGAAGUUGACAAUACACAGGAGCGCAUUACAAAUCAUUUAAAACUUUUAAUUGAUAAACAAGAUUAUGAAGAUAGACAUCAGUGUAUAGUGAACGAUUGGCGAUUCGUUGCUUUAACUAUGGAUCGAAUAUUAUUUUGGUUAUUUUUAUCAGCAACAACAUUAUCAUCUAUUGCCAUUUUAAUCAUCCAGCCAAUGAUGAAACCAAAAGUUUAAAGCAACUUACUAAUGUCAUAUUGCCUUUCAGUUCUUCUUUCAUAUGAAUGUUUAGUUGAAUAUCAUCAUGAUAAGUAACAUAAUUUCAAUAUUUCUAACCUUUUAAUUGUUUCGUAUAUCUGUGAUAUAAGUAUAAGUAGUAUAAGUUGUAAUGAGAUAACCAUUUAACAGAGGUUCUUUGCGUAUGAUAUAUCAUAGGUAAAAUUUAGUGUUGAUGUUAGAUAUUUGAAUUUCCCUACUUGAUUAAUUUACAACUUGUAGAAAGAUGCGUAUGUUUCAGUCGCGAUUUAAUUUUAGUUAUUUUAUUGAUGAUUCUGUAAAACGAAUGGACUAAUUACACAUGGCAGAUUAAGAAAAGAUUAAGGAUUAUGUACCCUUGUGUAGCUUUAAUGCUUUACAUAUGGACAUUUUAUAGAAAAUCCACAGCCUUUCUCCUUGUUCUAUCAUAUUUGGCAAUUUGAUGACCGAUAGAUAUAGGAUUAUUGCAUGCAGUGCUAGCAUUGAUUUACUUAAAAUAAGUUUAUUAAUGUAGUUAUCGAUUAGAACAAAUACAAAUAUGGACCAAAUCAA
Messenger RNA from Mytilus trossulus (common blue mussel), 2608 nucleotides. Its product is annotated as neuronal acetylcholine receptor subunit alpha-10-like. Gene Ontology annotation, biological process: nervous system process; regulation of membrane potential; monoatomic ion transmembrane transport. Gene Ontology annotation, molecular function: acetylcholine-gated monoatomic cation-selective channel activity; transmembrane signaling receptor activity. The record is from RefSeq and is a predicted model, not a curated record. The transcript is spliced from 5 exons. Bases 611 to 2038 code for a protein of 475 amino acids. Lineage: Eukaryota; Metazoa; Mollusca; Bivalvia; Mytilida; Mytilidae. Gene Ontology annotation, cellular component: neuron projection; plasma membrane; postsynaptic membrane.